Molecule: messenger RNA, 1596 nt
Organism: Echinococcus granulosus
Lineage: Eukaryota; Metazoa; Platyhelminthes; Cestoda; Cyclophyllidea; Taeniidae
Product: Glutamate receptor-interacting protein
Exons: 5
Coding region: 1-1596 (531 amino acids)
Biological process (GO): neurotransmitter receptor transport, endosome to postsynaptic membrane
Molecular function (GO): protein binding
Source: RefSeq, a predicted model, not a curated record
AUGAAGCAGAAUAGGUGGUCAGGAGAUGAAACUUCAAGAAAAUGCCGACCGGGAGAACCUCUUCUAAUCAGCAAAGUGAUUCCAGGAAGUGUGGCCAGUCGGUGUGGAUCUAUCAGUCCGGGGGACAUCCUUCUCGCUGUUAACGGAGUCUCGCUAGAGGCCUGCAGUAUCACAGAUGCUGCACGGCUACUUCAAACCUCGGAAGAUAUAGUGACCUUGCGGAUUCAAAAGCCCGAUGAGGAGGUUACUACACCCCUUUCUGAUGAGGGUCUCCUCUCUUAUUGUCAGAGUGACCUUGAAAUUGUUCGCGACGAUGACCACGACUUUGGCAGUGGUGGUGGAGGUGGUGUAGAUGUUAAUAAUGAGCUUCAGGAUGAUGAAUUCCUUAGCCAAUCAGCGGAUGAAUCAAUAUCGCAUCUGCUGCCACCUCCGCGAAUGCCUCGACGAUACCGCAGUCAAAAACCAAAGCGAACCCAACACAGACGGGUGGGAACUGCACCGACGGCUUCAAGAAUACAGCUGCAGCAACAAUUUCAGCAGUUGGAAAGCGAGAUGGGCAGUGAUAAGAGAGGGAACCCGUCUGAUAGCCUCUCAUCGGAUCGGUUCAGUGAGAAUAUGUGCUCCGACACCCUUUUUGAGGUUCACAAAGUGCGCCUGAUACGAUCGCAUCCCUCAUGUCCAUGGGGAGUGGUAAUAUCUGGCACCGACGACGUUAUCGAUGCACCCGUUUACAUUGACUCCCUCACUCCGGGCAAACCAGCUGCUCUAUCUGGUUUGCUACGAGCUGGAGAUCGAGUCCUUGCUGUUAACGGUCUUGAUGGCGCUGCUCCGAAGUUGGCAGGAGGCAGUGGACUAACACUGUCACUUGUCACCGCUCGUCUUCAACAACCCUCCGAACAAGUGACACUUUAUAUAGCGAGGGAGAAGAGUCGAUCGGAUUUUGCCGUCCCUGGGCAGGGCAAUAGCGAUGCUGCAGUGAAACAAUACUCCUGGGGCGCAUCCUGUCCGCCAGCCACCGAAUUUAACCAGUCCUUUGAUGAGGAGCGGGUAAGACCCUCUGCACGGGCUCAGGCACCAGCAUCAACUUCUGUGGCAAUGGCUUCAACAACGCGCCUGAGGAAGCAGAACUCCGCUUCCAAAACCCCCUAUCCAAGGCACUUCACCGCGCCGAUUGGAUUCUGCAGCAAUCCCAGUCGUGAUCCUGGCUCCGGAUAUUUCGAUGACUACGGACCCAACUUCCAGCCCCCCACCUACCGUAAAGUUCAGGGUGUUGGUAGAUCAACAGGCGAUCUUCUAGAUGUGCCUCGUCAAACUGUGGAUGCCUACUUGACGAAGGAUGAGGCCACACCGCAUCAUCAUCAUCAUCAACAUCACCAUCAUCACAAGGGACAUCAACAACACAGUCGAAGGCGUAAAACUGGAACGUCAAGACACCAACGUCGGCACAAGCAGGAAACAAGUGUGGAGGAGUCUGAACAGAAGGUGGUGGAAGAGGAUCGGAUGCCCAGAGCUUCGUCCACCUUGAAUAUAGACGAUAUCGCCUGUCCCGGAUGUCGUGAGGCGGUAGUCAAUGAGGUGCUCAAUCAGCAGAGGUAG